CCUAAUUCUCUCUUUUCCCCUAAUUCAAACAUAUUUUAACAUUACCUUUGACCCAUGCUUGUCCCUUUAAUUCCCAUAUCAUAAUUUACAACAUAUAUAUAUAUAUAUAUAUACACUCACACACACAUUACUUAUAUUGGUAUAACAACAAGUUAACACAAAAUCAUAUUAUUCCCCAAUACAACAAACAUAUUCAUCAAAUUGAUUCAAAUAUUUUCUAAAACAAAUUAUACAUAUUUUUGUAGAUCAUGAGCUCGUUGUGGAGGCGGAGGCGCGGGGGAAAAAGCAACCGGCGAGAUGAAAUAAAUUCAGGUAGAGAAGUCCGCGUUCCCACUCAUUUCCAAUGCCCCAUUUCUCUGGAGUUGAUGAAGGACCCGGUGUCGUUGGCCACCGGCAUAACGUACGACCGGGAGUCCAUCGACAAGUGGCUCGACGCGGGGAACGUGACUUGCCCCGUGACAAACCAAGUCUUGAGAAACUCGGAUCAAAUCCCCAAUCACGCAUUGAGAAAGAUGAUCCAGGAGUGGUGCGUCGACAACAAAUCCCACGGAGUUGAGAGGAUCCCAACUCCUAGGGUUCCCAUCAACCCGUACGAGGUUUCCGACAUCUGCUCGAGAAUGGCGGCGGCCGUGAGAGGCGGCGACGACAGAAAGUGCCGAGAACUGUUGACAAAAAUCAAGAAUUGGGCUAAGGAGAGCGACCGCAACAGGCGAUGCCUCGUGGAGAAAGGGAUCGGGGCAGAGAUGAUGGAGGCGCUGGCGCGAUUUUCAAUGGAGAAACAUGCGGAUCUGCUCAAGGAGAUGUUGUCUGCAUUGACAUGGAGCUUCCCUCUCGGAGUUUCCAAGCUGAAAUCGCCGGCCACGCUACGUUGCAUGGCGCGGUUCUUGAUGGGCGACGACCUCGCCUCGAGGCGAGACGCCAUUUUGGUGUUGAAAGAGCUCCUGAUUAAUUCUGAUGAUGGAGCUAGUGUAGUGGAAGGACUAAUGGGGAUUGAGGAGACGCUGUUCCAAGUAGUGAAAGUACCGAUUUGCCCUCGCACGACGCAGGCAUGCCUAGUCAUCAUUCACCACAUGAUGAUGGUCUCAGAUGAAAAGAUGAGAUCGAGGUUUGUCCAAUUAGGGCUGCUUGCGUUGCUUCUCGACAUUCUCGUGGAUGGGCAUGCCAGUAAGAAGGCAUGCGAGAAGGCGCUGGCCGUCUUGGACGAAAUGUGCAGCUCGGAACAAGGGAAAGAGAGCGCGUGGGGGAACGCGCUGACCAUCCCUAUAUUGGUGAAGAAGAUUCUGCGCGUCUCAGAUAGGGCGACGGAGAGUUGCGUUUCGAGCCUCUGGAAGGUGUGCUUGGGAGGGAAUGAGGAAGGGCUGGUGGAGGCGGUGGCAGUUGGGGCUUUCCAGAAGCUGUUGGUGCUGCUGCAACUUGGCUGUGCUGCCAAAACAAAGGAGAAGGCGAGUGAGUUGCUCAAGUUUAUGAAUGUGUAUACAAACAAGGUUCAGUGCUUUGACUCAUCUAUGGGAUUCAAAUAUGUCAAAAGCCCAGCUUAAUUACAGCAUCACAUAUCUAUUUCUUUUUACGUAUUUUCUUCGAUUCGAAUGUACAGGAAUCGAGAGAAAUCAAUACUCACCAGUAUUUACACUGUUCGUGUGUGGUAUAUGGGGGAAAACUAGAAUUAAAAGAUGGAGUAUGAUUCUAUGUUUGGGCGUAGAUUUGUCUGUAUGAGUAACUUAUCAAUUAAAUAUUGUUUGCUCAUACCAAGCCAAGGCCUGA
Messenger RNA from Salvia miltiorrhiza (redroot sage), 1761 nucleotides. RefSeq names its product U-box domain-containing protein 21. Bases 249 to 1538 code for a protein of 429 amino acids. Gene Ontology annotation, biological process: protein ubiquitination. The record is from RefSeq and is a predicted model, not a curated record. Gene Ontology annotation, molecular function: ubiquitin protein ligase activity. Lineage: Eukaryota; Viridiplantae; Streptophyta; Magnoliopsida; Lamiales; Lamiaceae. The transcript has a single exon.